UUUGACAAGUAGUGAACUCAGACGUCACACUCACAGACUACAAUUUCUAAUUUUCUAUUAGUCUGUGUUCACUCACUACUUGUCAAAAAAAGAGUUGAAAAUUGAAUGCAAAGCAAAUAAUUAUAGUGAAUAAAAACAAUUGGAAAUGGCUUAUUGGAAUUCCUCAGAAUCUGGAAUUUUGAGAAAAAAAAAGAAAGAUGAUGAUUUGGAAAAGCUACUAAUAUUUGGAUAUGCUUGUAAAUUGUUUAGAGAUGACGAAAAAGCUUUACAUAUUGAUCAAGGAAAGCAUCUCAUACCAUGGAUGGGCAACGAAAGUCUUAAAAUUGAUAGAUAUGAUUGCCGGGGACAUCUAUCAGAUUUGAGUAGGUAUGAAGCAAGUCGAGAAGAUUAUGAUACUACUAGAUGGUUAGGUCUUGAUGAACAUGAAAGAAAAUUAGAACAGUUAUGUGAUGAAGAAAGAUAUUAUUCGCUAUUGAACAAUGAAGAUGAUGAAGACAUGUAUAAAGAAGAGGAAUUGAAAAGAAGUCAUACCAAUGAAUACCAGUACAACUAUGAUGUUCCUACUAAUCCUGAUGAAAAAGAAGUGAUUUCAACGGUUUCAGAAAAUGAUAUCGAUGAGAAAUAUGUACCUUCACCAGACUUAGAUGUUCCUGUUGAUAUAGCAAUUCCUAAAACGAUGAAGGAAUAUACAAGAAUUGAAAAAACUGCUAUAUUUGUGUCGACUCAAGGACCUCAAAUGGAAAUUUUGAUUAAAGCUAAACAGAGUGACAAUCCACAGUUCAGUUUUUUGAACCAGAAUGAUCCUUUAUUUAAAUUCUAUAGACAUGUUCUAGACAUUGUCAAAAAUAGAAGAUUCAGGGCCAAUGUUGCUAAAUCUGAUUUCAAUGUAUCCUCAUCUCCAACAAAUGAGAAUAGUGACCAUUACCUGCAUCCAAGUUUGGUAUCAUCUGCAACUCCCAGUACGAUGGUACAACCCACAAUACCUAGCAUUCCAUACAGACCAAAUGCAAACUGUGCCUAUUCACAACUAGUCAGUAGAAUACAAGGUACCACUAAAACUGGAAGUACCGUCCAACCUUCCAAAAAUUCAGCUGCUUCAGAGGACCAGGGGAUCCAAAACAUGCAUUUAGAAGAUGGUGUCCAACUAGAUGUGACUAAUCUGACUUAUGACCAACAGCAGCAAUACUAUCAGUACUAUAUGCAGAGACAUUAUUACGAAUAUUACAAACAUCUAUUAGAGAAAGGUUCUAGUGAUCCCUCUUCUAAUCCUGAGUCAGUGGAUCCCAAUAUACAAGCUUUCAUCCAACAAAUGAUGUAUUCCCAAUAUAUACAGCAAAGUCAAGCUCAAGAGCCUCAACAACAAUCAUCAAAUCCUUAUGCGCAAAUUGUAUCAAAUUUAUGUAAAGAAAUGCCACAUCCUCCUAAUUUGAAAACUGAUAUAUCGAAGGAUCCUAUCAUAUAUAGCGAAAGAAAAGAACCUGUAUCCAUUUUUUCUGCAAAUGAAACAAAAAUCUCAAAUGGCGAAAAUUCUAAUGAGAACGCUUGUAAUCUAGGAGAUUCACUAAGAGAUGAUUCUCCUAAAAAAGCUGCAUUGUCUUUAAUACAAAACUAUGCUUCUGAUUCUGAAGAAGAAGUAAGUGAUAGUGAACAGGAGUUGAGAAAUUUUAAAAUACCAGAUGAAGAGACAAAAGUGGUGAUCGACAAAAUGGCAGGUUAUGUUGUGAAAAACGGUGGAGAUUUUGAGAAGAUUGUUAAAUCUAGACAAGAUCCUAGAUUUAUAUUCCUCAAGGAAGACCAUGAAUUUCAUCAAUAUUACCGACACAAAGUAGAAGAAGAACAUAUAAAACUGAGAGAAAAAGUUAAACCUAAUGAAGAAGCAGAAAUCAAAGACUUACUGAAAUACAAUGCUGGUAAAAUCCGAGAGAAAAAAAUAAUAGCGCCAGUUAGCUUCUCUAUAAAAAAACCUAAGGAAGAACCACCAAAAGAAAUCAAAAGCGCGCUUCCAGUGGAUGAAGAGACGGACGAAGAAGAAAUUAACAAGGAAGAAACUAUACCACUGGCUCCUGUAAAUCCUCAACCUCCAACUUUAAUCUCUAGUAAUACUACAAAAAAACCAUACAGGAUAGAUACAUCAUUAAUUUCUAGGGAAAAAGAGAAUGAAUCUAAAUCGAAUGUUUGCACAUUGAGCAAUCGUUCGGAAAAUAAAUUUGAAAAAUUGGAACAAAACAAGAGUGGUAAGACAGAAACACAAGAUAAAGAUCAGAAAUCUGUCACUGAGAAAUGUGUAAUAAAAGAAGAAGAAAAAAGUAUUGUCCAUUCCAAAACGGAGAAUGCUUCUGAAAAAGAUGAUCCAAUUUUAGAGAUGAUUGAUUUGACAGAAGAUGAAAAGAAUAUUGAUUCAAUUAGAAAUGCAGAUAUAUUUGAUUUGAAUCCUGAAAAAAAAGGAGCCAUCAGAGAAAAUCGUGCAUUACAGCUAGAAAGAAAACGAAAAGCCUUAGCUUUUCUGAAAUUGAAAUCUGCUUUCAAUGAUAUAGACCAUUUACCAGACGGUGGGAAAACUAUUCCUACCAUUGAUUUGUCUAACAUCCAAUCGCCAAAAAAGAAAUACAUAUCGUCAGAAGGAUCUGAUGAUGACAAGAAGAUACGUUUUCGAAAGAGUAGAUCGAAGACAAGGAAUUACAGCCACUCUAAAAGUUUUAAAGAUAGUGAAAAAAGCUUAAGUAGAAAAGAUAGAGAAAAACAUAGAAAAAUUAGGGCUCCUAGGCUAGAUAAAGACUACGAUAGUGAAGAAAGCGAGAAGGAAGAUGGUGAAAUGUCAGAUGAAACAAAUGACUCGAGAUCUAGGAAAUCAUCACACAAAAAGAAAAAAUCCCACAAGAGGAAACGCGCUAAGAGUAAACAUAGUUCCAAAACCAAAAAGAAAUUCAAGAAAGAUAUGAAAACUGUGCCUUCAAGUUCGAGUGAUUCAGAACAAUCAAUCCAUAGUUAACAACUCAAAUAUACUGUGAUGUUAAGUUUGAAAUUCCAAGAAAACUAUAAAACUGUAUAUAAAUUGAUUUAUGAAUAAAUACAAAAUUUUUUUAAUUUUAA
Messenger RNA from Harmonia axyridis, 3090 nucleotides. RefSeq names its product protein suppressor of white apricot (gene su(w[a])). The transcript has 11 exons. Gene Ontology annotation, biological process: RNA processing; mRNA 5'-splice site recognition. NCBI's taxonomy places the organism in Eukaryota, Metazoa, Arthropoda, Insecta, Coleoptera, Coccinellidae. The coding region runs from base 146 to 2989 and encodes 947 amino acids. The record is from RefSeq and is a predicted model, not a curated record. Gene Ontology annotation, molecular function: RNA binding.